Molecule: messenger RNA, 1083 nt
Organism: Oryzias melastigma (Indian medaka)
Lineage: Eukaryota; Metazoa; Chordata; Actinopteri; Beloniformes; Adrianichthyidae
Product: glutamine--fructose-6-phosphate aminotransferase [isomerizing] 2
Exons: 9
Coding region: 213-1055 (280 amino acids)
Biological process (GO): UDP-N-acetylglucosamine metabolic process; protein N-linked glycosylation; fructose 6-phosphate metabolic process
Molecular function (GO): L-glutamine:D-fructose-6-phosphate transaminase (isomerizing) activity
Source: RefSeq, a predicted model, not a curated record
GAACAGUUGUUAGGAAGCAGGACGUGGGCAGGAGAAGGCUGGAGGGAGGCGCUGGAAGGAGGGAGGUGGAGCAGGCGCACGGCUUAAAGGCUGGCUGGGAGUGUGGCGGGGCUCGCACUUCAUCCAGAUCUGACAGAAACGAGACUGGCGCAUCACUCCAACCGGGAUUUUCCUCUAAAAAGCACAGUGAACAGGGACGGACUGCGGGAAUCAUGUGCGGGAUCUUCGCUUACCUAAAUUACCAAGUGCCACGGACCAGAAAGGAGAUAUUUGAGACGCUGGUGAAGGGGCUGCAGAGGCUGGAGUACAGAGGGUACGAUUCAGCAGGAGUGGCUGUAGAUGGUCCAAAUAAGACGAGCACCGACUCCAACAACAACUCCAUCCGCUUGUUUAAGAAGAAGGGGAAGGUGAAGGCUCUGGAUGAGGAGCUCUACAAAAAAAACUCCCUGGACCUUGAGGCGGAGCUGUACACGCACUUUGGUCUGGCUCACACGCGCUGGGCCACGCACGGAGAACCCAGCGCUCUCAACAGCCACCCUCAACGCUCUGACAAGAACAACGAAUUUGUUGUCAUCCAUAAUGGGAUCAUAACCAACUACAAAGAGCUGAAAGAGUACCUGAUCACCAAAGGAUAUGAGUUUGAGUCCGAGACAGACACAGAGGUGAUCCCCAAACUACUUAAAUAUCUCUAUGACAACCGAGAGGAUGACCAGGUCACCUUCUCCACGCUGGUAGAGCGGGUUAUUCAGCAACUGGAGGGCGCCUUUGCUCUGGUGUUUAAAAGUCAGCAUUACCCCGGAGAUGCUGUGGCUACGAGGAGAGGAAGUCCGCUGCUCAUCGGUGUGCGAAGCGAGCACGAGCUGCAGACUGAGCAAAUCCCCGUCCAGUACAACUGUGGACAUAUCAAAGAAGGAGUUCAGGAGAAGAACAGUCAUAACCGGUCUGACAGCACCAUCAACUCUGUGGGAGACGGCAGAGCCGUGGAGUAUUACUUUGCCUCUGAUGCCAGGUCAGGAAGCAUUUUGUCUAUUUUGUCCCUCAGCUUCCUCAUUUGAUAUCUUAUCGAUCAAUUUGAAUGUCUCG